Molecule: messenger RNA, 1609 nt
Organism: Photinus pyralis (common eastern firefly)
Lineage: Eukaryota; Metazoa; Arthropoda; Insecta; Coleoptera; Lampyridae
Product: chondroadherin-like
Exons: 5
Coding region: 107-1492 (461 amino acids)
Molecular function (GO): protein binding
Source: RefSeq, a predicted model, not a curated record
CUCCUUAUCGCUACGGUUGUGAGUUUUCAGAUUAUAUCGUUUACUUAAUGAUAAAUGGAGAAAAAUAGGCGAAUAUAAUAAUCGGCAAGUUACAAAACAACAAGUGAUGAAGCAGAUAUUUCUGUCCCUUUCCUUGCUGGUGGCCUUUGCUAGGCCGGAUCGUAUUUACGAAAAUUCUACAGAGCUCUGUAGUAAAAAAUGCGCCUGCAAUUUAUCACAGAACAACGAGACACUUUACAUAAACUGCGAGGGUAGAGGAAUUACGCACACAUUAGCGAACUGGCCCAAACAUCCGAGUUCGUUACAGGCCACAUUUAGAAAUAGCACAAUUACAACACUAGAUCCGAUGCCAGGCAGUGACGCUAAGGAGAUCAGAUUGAUCUACUCAAAUUGCAAAAUCAAGUACCUAGCCUCUGGCCUGCUGGAAAAUGCGAUGAAUGUAAAAUACUUGGAUCUAAGCUACAAUGAAAUUGAACGCGAACAACUAAGCGCAAAUGUUUUCAAGGGUCCAUACAACAACACAGUUUAUGAACCAAUCCUGUUGGAAUAUCUCGACUUGUCCUACAACCGACUACAUAGCUUAUCGAAAAAUGUAUUUAUACACACUCCCAACCUAAAAUACCUAAAUUUCGAAGGAAACAGGCUACGAGUCAUGGAUCACGUAACAUGCUUAGCCUUGGCGAAACUAACACAAUUGCAGGAUUUCAAUCUAGCGAACAACAGACUAACGGAAAUACCUCACGAUGCAGUGAGACACUUCCCAAACUUGACCGUGAUAAAUUUGUCGCACAACGAACUGGACUUUGUUCCGGAAUCUUUAGGUUACGUAGCGAAAUCGCUACAAAUAUUAAACAUUAGUGACAACCCCAUCAUCGAGUUCGAGAUUCACACUUUUGAAGGACAGCAAAACAUUUUGAAAAUUUUCGCCGAUAAUUUAGGCGAAUUAUCACUAAUUCGACCGAGGGCUUUUACUCCGCUGAGACAUUUGGAAGUGUUCAAACUGAGCCACUGUUCUAAACUGAGCGAAAUUGACGAGGAGGCAUUUUUCAACGUGACUACUCUCGAGGAGGUUUAUUUAAACGGUAAUAACUUGAAGACUCUACCAACUACGCUACUGCCAUGGGACACGUUACGUGUGUUAAACAUUGAAGACAACAAUUUCGAGUGCGACUGCAACCUUUACAAUUUGACGGUCAAUUUUCCAAAAAUUGCGCAUAUGGUUAGUUGCAUCGAACCGAGUAGUCAACUGAGUGUAGAGUUGGUUACGUUAACAAAUUCGACAUGCGCAAAAACGAAUAAACGUAUAUUGGGCGCACUAGUAUAUGGCCGCGUGCGAGUGAUGAGAAUAACUUUGACCACCCUCAUCAUAUUGUUCAUCCUAGUUGGGACAUUUGCCAUGUGGUUGGCUCACACUAAGUAUAAGAUGUACAAACGAACGUCAGGAUAUCCCUUUCCUGUCGUAUAUAGUCCCAUUUCCAGCAAUAGGCUUUAGUUCAAUAAGUUCGGACACUACAGUAGUUGAUAUCAAGUAUUUUUUAUCCGUUGUCUGGAUUGGUGUACAGAAGUUGUGUUGUUCUUAGUUGUUUUUUUAUAUACUUUUACUUUUAUU